Prunus mume (Japanese apricot) is the source of this 1257-nucleotide messenger RNA. The record is from RefSeq and is a predicted model, not a curated record. NCBI's taxonomy places the organism in Eukaryota, Viridiplantae, Streptophyta, Magnoliopsida, Rosales, Rosaceae.
AUGGUCAAUAAGGCUGCUGACAGGUACCACAGCGACCCGGAUUAUCGGUUCUUGCACGACCGGGUUUCUGAUCUUAUGGCAGAGUGCUUGAAGCAUGAUAUCCAACAAUUCAACCAGCAUCAGCAGCAGCGUCGUGAGCAUGGCCAAAAGAAAAAGAAGAUGAAGAAGUUGGAGUUCAACAUAACCGAUGCGGCUGAUUGCUUCCGAUUCGUGCCGCCCCCUAUGGACCAACUGCUGUAUGAAACCGUUGCGAGGAAUGUUUUCUCGCCAGGAGAAUCCCAAUCAGAAUUUUCGAACCCAAUGUCUCUGCAGCGGCUGCUGCGGAAAGAGAUUUUGGUGCCCUUGAGACAAGCCUUGGCGCCAGAAGACGAAGAAGGUGUCAACAAGUGGGGUUAUUAUCAACGUCUGGUGUACGACGGAGAGCCCGAUAUCUCUGAUGUACUCUCUGCCUCUGCGGCUCGCAAGUAUAUGGUGGCACUGAAAAAUGCCAUUGCCGCGGCCGACUCCAAGUCCGAGUCCGUGUCCGAGAACAUGAUUAAUGCCGGUGCUGUGCUUCCACACUGGAUCGUACGCUACGCCGUGGACAAAAGUGGUGGAUUCGAGCGAGCGGCUGAGCUUCAGUGGAAGAGAAUGGUGGAGGACGUGUACAAAAAGCAGGGGAGGCUGAACAACUGCUUGGCCGUUUGUGACGUGAAGGCGUCGGAGUCGGUGGCUCUGGGGAUGUUUGUGUCUCAACUGAGCCAAGGGCCGUGGGAAGGAAAGGUGGUGAGUCACACCCAAAACCCUCAGCUGCAUUUGGUACGAGGCGAAGAUCUCAAGUCCAAGUUCAGCUUUAUGCACAGUUUGGAGGAGCGUCAGGACUGGGAGGUUGAUCUGGGGAAGGUGUAUGAUUUGAUUCUGGAAGUGGCGGUGAAUGAGAAUGUGAAGGCAGAGCAGAUGGUGAGGAAAGUCUUUGUGUUCACCUGCUUCAAACACUUCCGUAACGGCUGCUGGAAGCCUCGUGGCGGAGAUUAUGAGGAAAUACAGAGGAAGUUUGAGGAGAAGGGGUAUGCCGUGCCGCACUUGGUGAUUUGGAAUCUCCUCAGUGUGCUGUAUGCGCCACUGCGUACCGGAGAGCCAGGGGUGACGUUGUUGGGUGGUUUCUCCGACGCAAUGCUCAAGUCCUUCUUGGAGAAUGACGGUGAACUUAGCCCCGAGCAGGUCAUGGAAUUAGCCAUCUCUCCCCAAAGCUAUCAAACUCUGGCUGUCUUCGACUGA